Didymodactylos carnosus is the source of this 2625-nucleotide messenger RNA. The record is from the annotation of a GenBank genome assembly. Lineage: Eukaryota; Metazoa; Rotifera; Eurotatoria; Philodinida; Philodinidae.
AUGCCUGCUGAUUCUCCAAAUUGUACGUUAGAUAAAUUUACUACAUCUCCUUCAACAGUAAAUAUGACAACAAUCGUUACACCGGCCAUUCUAUUAUCAAAUGGUACAACAAAAGGCUCACUAUUACCUACGCCACAAUUAACGCGUUCAACAUCACCACGCUUAGAAACAAGACAAUUAAAUAAAUUAAGACGUUUUCUAAGUACAUUGUAUCAUUUCGGAUCGGAUAUUUCUAGUGAAAUUGGUGAACGUGUUAAAACAUUAAUAUUAUCUAUUGUAAAUAACGCAGUAUCUGUUGAAGAGUUUCAUGCUAAAGUACAACAGAUAACAAAUUUUCCAUUAAGACCAUUUGCAUUACCAUUUCUAAAAACAACAUUACCAUUGUUACAAAAAGAUAUUUUAUAUAUGGCUCGACAAGCGAAACAAUCUACUGCACAAUUUAUUUCUCAACGUGAAGAUUUGAUAUUUUUACCGCGUGAAAUUUCAGAAAUAAGUACAAAAGACUUUAAUGAAAAUGGAAAACGAAAAUUAAAUGAUGAUCUACGUGAGCUAGACGACAAACAGUAUCCAUCAAAACAUUCAUCGACAGCAUGUACAUCACCUCCAUUAAUGCACCCAAAUUUAUCAUUAAAAAAUAAUUCAUUUUAUUCGACAAUAACAACUAGCACAACAAAUUCAUACUCGACAUCGUCAUCAAAUCGUUUGGUGGAUACAAUGCGAAGAGAUUUUAAAGAUAAAGAACGAUCAUUUACAGCUUAUCUUCGAGAAUAUGCAUCCGAUUUCAAAGACAUAACAGAUAAAACUAUGGAUGAUGAUUGGAAAAAUGCGGAAAGUAUGUUGAAUUGUGUAUUAGAUAUGGUGACAAAAGCAAAACGUGCCCUAUUUAUUUUGCAACAAAAAGAUACACAUCUACGUCGACUUGUAGAAACAAACGAUUUAGAAUGGAGAAGAAGGCAUUCAGAAUUAUUAACACAAACGGAAGAUAGAAUCAUGGAAGUUAGAAGAAAAGCAGAAGAAACAGUAAUUGAAAUAAAACGUCAAGGUUUGAUUGAUAUUCAAAAAGCAGUAUCUAAUUCUGAACAAAAAUCUUCUGAAUUAUUAACGUGUGAACGAGAACAAUUUCAACGAAUUACUCAAGAAGUAAAACAGAAAUCAUUUGAAGAUGCCUAUACUCUUCUAAACAUACAAGAAGAUGGUCCAGAACAAUGUUGGCAUUGUGGUCGAAAAGCUAUUGAAACGUGCAGUGGUUGUUCAGUUGCUCGAUAUUGCGGAUUAUUUUGUCAACAUCGCGAUUGGUCAUUACAUCAGAAAUUGUGUGGACCAGAUUUAAAGCAAAAACUAACUGAAAAUCUACUAUGUGGCGGUACGCGACGUGCUUAUAAAAUACAGACAUCGACUAUUUCACCGAAUAAUAACAAUCAUCAACACAUGCAAAAUAAUGUCACAACUACAACAUCUGAUUUACCACCCUCAAUAAAAACAAGCUCGACACCAGUACUAAUUGAAACGUCUCACAGUACGUGUACAACACCGUUGUUAUAUGUAUCAUCACCACCAACAGACGAACCAGAACAUACAUCUACAUUAGAUACGACGAUCAAUCAUCAGCAACAUGAUUCAAAUGCAUUAAAUAUUACAACAACAACGUCAGUAGUUAAAACAGAAGUAUUUGAAGAGCAAAAUGUCAUACCAUUAUGUCAUAGACUACCAUCGGCAUUAUUCAAUGGACUAACAGCAGGUGUGGCAAUUUAUCAUACCCAAAAAGUAAUCGAAUGGAUUAUCUAUCGUUCAAGAGAAUUUUCCACAUGGACAUUUUUCGAUAUGCAUCAUGAAUUAUAUUCACAUCUCGUCUAUACGUCACACAAAACAGUUAAUUUAAUUGAAAAUAAACAAAUUUUCUCACCAUCUACGACACUUUAUGUCAAACUAACUGAUAAUUUUCAUCUCCAAUUAGAUAUUAUAAAACAUUAUCUGUUCUUAGAUAUUUUAGUGUUUUUAGUCAACGAACUUAGCUCAAAUUACGAUUCACAUUGUCUAAUUGUAAAGAUUAUUAUUACUCAUUUAUAUGGCUAUAUCAUAUUCGUCUUCCUUUUGUUUAAUUAUGAUUGUGUCAAAACAAUACUUGUACUUAUUUUCAAUAGACGAUUGGAUACAAUACCAGAAUUAUUUCGUUCACCAUAUCUCGCAACAUCACCAAAGAAUUUUUGGAAGAGAUGGCAUCAGAUGUAUCGUAAUACUUGGCUUCAUAUUAUUUAUAUUCCAAUAUCCACGUUGAUUCGUCAACUUCAUCCAACAUCCACGAAACUCAUCUAUUUUGGUUUACCAGCCAUGGCUGUAUUUUUAUUUAGUGGCAUUAUUCACGAAUAUAUUGUUUAUGGAGCAUUUCAAAUAAUUACUGGUGAACAGUUACUAUUUUUCACUAUGCAAGGUAUUGCUGUUAACAUCGAGCAUGUGCUAGUAAAAAAAUGUAACGUGACAAUGCCCAACUGGCUUGGAUUUCUAUUAACAUUUCUAUUUAAUGGUAUCACAGGUAUUUAUUUUGUACGACCAUGGGUUAAAUCUUUGAGAUUGAUAAAAAUGAAAUUUUCUAUCAUUGAUGCCGUGUAUCAUGGUUUUUUACAAUAA